Trifolium pratense (red clover) is the source of this 5290-nucleotide messenger RNA. Its product is annotated as probable disease resistance RPP8-like protein 2. Lineage: Eukaryota; Viridiplantae; Streptophyta; Magnoliopsida; Fabales; Fabaceae. The transcript has 2 exons. Bases 230 to 4894 code for a protein of 1554 amino acids. Gene Ontology annotation, molecular function: ADP binding. Gene Ontology annotation, biological process: defense response to other organism. The record is from RefSeq and is a predicted model, not a curated record.
CUACCACCAAUAACAAUGUUGGUUGUUUUCCUACUCUUGUAGUGCAGUGAAGUGACAUAUGUCUUAUAUCUUCCAAAGUUAAAAUAUCUCCUUUAUUGAUAUAUCCUCGUCCAACAGAGUCUAAAGAAAGCAAAUUAGAAUAAAAAAGCAAGAGAAAUAAUUCCUUCCUCAUGAGAAAAAAGUCAUUAAUUAAUAUAGCUUGCAUCUCCAUCAUCAAUAUAACUUGAGCAUGGCUGAUGUUGGAAUCGUAUUUGGGGUAUUACGCUUGGCAAACAAACUAUCCAAAAUCCUGAUUGAAGAGUACGCAGUGUUGGGCAGCGGGACAGUUAGGCAGGUAGCAUGGAUUGAAAGAGAGCUGAGGUCAAUGCAAGAAAUGUUGGAACAGGUCGGGCAGCACGGGUACGGUGAACAAAAACAAGAUUUGAAUGAAUGGGAAGAGAAGUUAAAGGAAAUUGCCCGUGAUGCAGAUGAUGUGAUAGAAACGUUCCUGAUAAAAUCGGUGAAGAGGAGGAGGAGUGGAGUUAUGUAUUGGAUAGACAAACACAAGGUUGGGAAAGAGCUGGAGAAGAUCCGCCAAAGGAUGAGAGACAUCUCUCAGAUUGGAAUAUCAAAUAUUGUCAGUGUCUCAGUUGAAACAGCUGCAGAAGGAGAAACAUCUUCAUCGUCCACCAUCACCACCGCCACUACACUAGCUAUGGAGAAGCUUGAUCACAUUCUGAGUCAAUGUUUAAGUACCGAUGAUGAGGUGGUGGAGAUAGUUGAACAAGUAAAAGAUGGUCUUGGAAAACUACAAAAUAUUAAUUUGAUUUCACCAAGAAGUGAAAGAGAAAAUGUAUGGUUGGAAGAGGUGAAGGAACUUUGCAAUUAUACUGAAACUGUUGGGUGUAAUUUCAUUCUUGCCAAGGAAAGACAGUCUAAAAUGGGUUGGCUUAAAACAGUACUUUAUCUUUCAGAUGAUUAUGCUUCUGAAAAUAAAUUUAUGAAGCAAAUGAAGUAUAUUAGGACUCGUAUCGGAGAUGCAGUUGAUAGAAGUUUGACUUACGGAGUUGGGGCACAAUUAGACAUGGGAGUGGGAUUCAAAAAAACAACACCCGUCCCAGACUUGGCACAAGAGAGCUUGAUAAUUGCACACAUCCAAUUACUUAUUAUUUAUGCUUUUAUUUCUUUUUUCCACUUGCAAAAAGAGUGCAUCUGGUUUAUAAUAAUCUUACACUUUUUCAUGUUUGAUGGAGAACAAGGAAGAACAACAAAAGGUAUAUCCAAAUCCAGACUGAAGAAGAUUAAGAAAGUGAAGGAAUGGCAAAGAAGAUGGCAUCUGCGCUUCUGUUACCCUGUGAUUUAUUUACCGAGUUUCCUCCUGUUUCAGUUUCAGCCUGUCCUCGCAACAUUCCUUUUCAUCUUGGGUUAUUCACUUAUUAAAGUUAUUGAGUUGAGGUUGAAGAAGAAGAAGAUGAAAUGGAAGGGAAGAGAAAUAAUAAGACGGUUUUGGCGCGUCAUUGUAAUUUAUUUACCGAUUUUCAUCCUGUUUCAGUUUCAGCCUGGCCUGGCAACUUUCCUUUUCAUCUUGAGUUAUUCACUUAUUAAUGUUAUUGUGUGGAGUCUGAAGAAAAAGAAGAAGAAGAAGGAAAAGAAGAACAAAUGGAAGAGAAGGCAACUAAUAAGACGGUUUCUGCUCUUCUUGUUUUUUUCAUCGAUUUUGAUCCUGUUGGUGUUUCACCCUGUCCUGGAAUCUCGCCCUGUCCUGACAACGUUUAUCAUCAUCUUGAGUUCUCCACUUGUUGAAGUUAUUGUGUGGACUGUGAAUUUGCGGAGGUCUAUGGACAAUAAUUUGAAGUGUACGCAAAUAUAUUUAGCUCUACUGCGUGCGUUUUUGAGUGAUACGACCGAAAGUGCAGAAGGCCUAAAUAAAAGACAGAGAGUGUGGGUGGAUCAACUGAGAGUCGUGUCUCAAAAUGGCCAGUCUCUUAUUGAUGCAUAUCCAAAAGGUAAGGGUGGUUGUUUGAGCAGAAUUAAGUUUGCCAAGGAUAUCAACUUUUUGUUGAAAGAAAUUCUUGAUAUAUCAGAUAGGAAGGCCAUUUAUGGCAUUGCAAAUAUUCAAACAACACAACAAGAGCUUGGACCUUUAUUGGGCGUACAAGAAAGCGAUAUUGAGAAUGAAAUCAUUGUUGAACACGAUGAAAAUUCUGGUGCUACACCAGCAGCAGCUGCCAACUUCUCGUAUCGGCCUGUCACAGGGCUCAAAGAGAAGGUCCAAUCAAUCAGAGGUGAAAAGGAAUUGAUGGAUGCACUGCUUUUGGAUGCACAAGAGAUGGGAGAACUAGAUGGAAGAUCCAAAAUCUGGGUGGAACAACUGAAAGGUAUUUCCCUUGAAGCUCAAUCCAUCAUUAUCAAAUAUGAUGCAAAAUUGAAGCAUAAGCCCAUUCUCAUCUACAUUUUUAAGUACCGGACCCGGCAGAUUGUUAAUAAGAAGAUAGAUGGUAUCAGAAACAAAAUUGAAGAUGCUUAUAGGAGAAGAAAAGCAUAUGGUUUGGUGCAAAUUCAAAGCCGAGUUGUAACCAAGGUUCAAAUAUUACGUGCAAGGAUGCAACCGUCUCUCAUUGCCAGGGAGUCAAGUGUGGUUGGAUUUGAUGAUGACACACAAGUUCUAAUGGCCGAGUUGCUGUCGGACGAGAAACAUCGCUGUAUUACUUGGAUUGUUGGAAUUGGAGGUACAGGCAAGACAACACUAGCCAAGUUGAUAUUUGAAGACAACACUGUUGUAGCUCAUUUUCAGCGUCGCCUAUGGGUGUCACUUCCUUCAGAUUGUACGACAAACCAGUUGAUUGCAGAAAUUGGCAAGGAAGCCGCCAAGCAAAUUGCUGUAGAAGAAGGAGAAAUCUUGUCCACUGAUUACAUACUUGAAACCUUGGCGCGUGCAAAGUACCUUGUAGUUGUUGAUGGCAUAAAAGAAACCUCUCAAGUAUACUUGGAUACCUUGAACCGGGUCAUACCCGACAUGUCAACGGGAAGCAGAGUUCUUUUUACCACUCGCAAUGCAAAUGUAGCCCAACAUGCAACAAGUACAGUCUUUGUUCACCCACUACAGUUAUUAGAUGAUGAAACUAGUUGGAGGUUGUUCACAAGACAUUUUAAGGCAAACAUUCCACCCGAGUCAGAAAAAGAACUUCUCAAGGUUGAAAAAGAAAUUGUGAUGAAAUGUGGGGGUCUGCCAUCACAAAUAUUGAAAAUGAGUGAUUUGCUUUCACAUAGAAAUGUUAUGCACGAGGAGUGGUUAAGCAUGUUGGGAGGGCAACAAUUCAGUGAAGAUCAAAUACAAAGUUGGUCUGAAACGCUGGACACAAUUAAUACAAACUUACCUUCUUAUCUAAGAAGAUGUCUAUUUUACUUUUUGCAAUUCCCUGCUGAAUUUGCGAUCCCUGUCAGAAGGUUGGUUGUUUUGUGGGUUGCCGAGAAUCUGGUUCAUCGGACAGAAGAUGACGAAGUGCCCCUGGAGCUAGUUGCAGAAAAGUACUUGACAGAGUUGAUAGAUCAGAACAUGGUCCAAGUUGCCAAGAGAAAGCGCAACGGAAAGGUGAAAACAUGUCGUCUCCCUAGUGCUUUGCGGCAACUCUGGUUGACAAAGGCUAAUGAGUCUAGAUUUCUACAAGGCCACCGAUCUGCCAUGGAUUCCAAUGCAGACCCAAAAAUGUCCAUUAUUCGCCGGGUUGCAGAUCAUCUUGAUAAAAAUGAUAUCUGGAACGAUCAUAUUCAUGGUGACAUUACUGAUCCAACUUCCCUUCCAACCUACUACAAGGACGUUCUCUCCUUUAUCUCCUUUGAUACUCAAGAGGGGAGUAAACCUGGGCAACAAGUAGGUAACUUUCUCAAGGGAUGUAUUUCAAGUGAUUGCUUCUUACUCCUUCGGGUGCUUGAUCUUGAGCGUGUUUACAAGCCUAAUUUGCCUAAUCGUAUAGCAAGACUUUCACGGCUAAGGUAUCUUGGCUUGAGAUGGACCUACUUAGAGUCACUUCCAUCAUCUAUAAGCAAGUUGUUGAAGCUACAGACACUUGAUCUCAAACAUACUUACAUACAUACUCUACCUACCUCAAUCUGGAAGAUGGAACUCAGACACUUGUUCUUGAGUGAGACUUACCGCACAAAAUUUCCACCUCAACCAAAAGGUAAUUCUCUCUCUGACCUCCAAACAUUGUGGGGACUGUUUGUAGAUGAGGAGAGUCCAGUGAAGGAUGGCUUGGACAGAUUGGUCAAUAUCACAAAAUUGGGAUUAGCGUGCCAAUCAAUGUCACUAAACCAAGAGGCAAUGAUAGCUCAACUUGAGGCCGUGGCUGACUGGAUUACUACAUUAGAGUACCUUCAAUCAUUGAGACUAAAAUCUAGAGAUGAAGAAGGCCAACCAUGGAUUUUACACUUGAAGUCCUUCGAAAAAAAUGUGAAUCUCACUGACAUGUAUUUGCUAGGAAGCUUGAGCAGUUCAUCUCUUCCUCUUUCCCAAUUUCCACUGAGCCUCAUUGAUCUUACCCUAUCACAUUCGAAACUACAAGAUGACCCCAUGAAACUUUUGAAAGAUUUUCCAAACCUUCGGACACUGUGUUUACUUGCAGAGUCAUACAUGGGAACAACUAUGGUUUGCGAAUCUCAAAGCUUUCCUCGGCUUCAAUUAUUAAAGCUUUGGGUGCUGGAGCAAUUAGAGGAAUGGACUUUAGAACCAGGAGCGCUCCCUUGCCUCAGACAACUGGAAAUCAGAUCGUGUCCGCGCCUAAUAUUGCUUCCUGAUGGACUAAAGCAUGUCAAUACCUUGCUUGAGUUGAAGUUAACAAACAUGCCUAUGGAUAUAAUUGUUGAGGUGCAUAACAUCCCACCCAAUUGUCAAGUCGUCCAAACUAAUUUUCAGUAGAAUAAUAUAUUUCCAUCACUGCACAGCAUGUGAGAUGCAUGAAUAUAUAUACUGUGGCUCUUUCUGAAGAAAGGCUUACUUGGAUUCAACAAACUUCAUCAACUUAAUUGCUUACUGUGCAAAUGGAACUACUAUUUGCAUGUUGUUGCGGAACAAUAAAGGAUGGUUGAGUUUGGUUCUUCGUUUUAAGUGUGUGUAAGAAUUUUAAAGUUUAUUUAUAGACUUUUAAUUUGUAUUUUGAUAUCUGUUGUGGAAUCAUAAUAGUGCUGUGUGAAAAUAUUAGUAUUUGGGAAACAUUAUUUUCCUAGACUGUUAUGAAUGGAGAAAUUGUGAUUUGUAUGUGUGUCGUUCAAGUACCGAUUGAUAAGUAAAGGGAGCCAAAUUUUAGUUUGAGCA